Molecule: messenger RNA, 3580 nt
Organism: Protobothrops mucrosquamatus (brown spotted pit viper)
Lineage: Eukaryota; Metazoa; Chordata; Lepidosauria; Squamata; Viperidae
Gene: AEBP1
Product: AE binding protein 1
Exons: 21
Coding region: 1-3168 (1055 amino acids)
Biological process (GO): proteolysis; negative regulation of transcription by RNA polymerase II
Molecular function (GO): RNA polymerase II transcription regulatory region sequence-specific DNA binding; DNA-binding transcription repressor activity, RNA polymerase II-specific; metallocarboxypeptidase activity
Source: RefSeq, a predicted model, not a curated record
AUGAAAGGUGCUGGUCCCCCGCUGCUUCUUUCCCUGCUGGUGGGACUCUGGUGUCUCUGGAACCCGGGUCUUGUGGAGCCCCAGUCCGUGUUGACGGACCAUGAAAUUGAGGAAUUCUUGAAAGGCUUCUUGGGAGAGGUGGAGGAGGACGUAGAAGGGCCAGAGGCGGAGAAAGUGGCUGUGGCUGCGGCACUUCCUGAGAAUCAAGGAAACCUGGAUCCUGCAGAAGGAGAGAAAGCCCCGACAGAGGUGGAAGAAGCACAGGAAAGAGUGACAGAGAAGCCCAAGAAAGGGAAGAAGGAGAAGCCACCUAAACCCACAAAAAAGCCGAAGGAGAGACCACCCAAGAGCUCCCCAAAGCCGAAGCCUCCCAAGGCCACCAAAAAGCCAAAGGUGAAGCGUCCCAAGGCCACCAAGAAACCUAAGGAGAAGCGUCCCAAGGCCACCAAGAAACCAGCAGCUGGAAAGAAGGCAGAAAGGCCUUCUCCUCCAGUUCCACCGGAAGAAGAGAGGUACCACUUUCCGGAAACACCACUGACCCCGCCUCCAACUGGAGAGGAAGAUGGCUAUGGGAUGCCCGAUCCACCCCAUUAUCUCUUUCCCUACGGACGAGAAGAUGACCUUUCCCGAGUCAAUGAAGAAGGGGGCGAAUCUCUCUAUCCUGAGAAGAUAAUUGAAAAACAAGAUCCUUCCAGGUUUCACACUGAUGUCUAUGAAUCUCCAACAGAGCCACAGGAGACCCCCACGGGUGACAAAGAUCAGGAAAGUCAGCCAGAAUUUCCUGUAGAACAAGAGCCGCCAACACUGGACUUCAAUGAACAGAUUGAGCGCGAGGACUACGAGGAUUACCAGUAUGUCCGGCGUGAGAAAAAACCCAAAAAACCACCACAAAGGAAACCUGAGAGACCCAGGCUGGAACCAGAGGAGAAACCAACAGAGAAGGUGGAGCAGCCUCCCACCCCUCCUUUGGAGAGUCACUAUGAUGGAGGGUUACAACUGCCAGAUUAUGAAGACGUGGAUUAUGGUCUGCCUCCGCAGGAGCCCAAAAGAUUCCCCAGCGAAACAGAUGAAGGUGAGAUUGAGACAGAUGAGGAGAAAUUCAAACCAAAGAAGCCUAAGAAAGGAGGAGGCAGUAGCAAGGAGGAAGAGGAGGGUGAGACAGAGGAGAGCAAAUGGACAGAGGAGAAAGGCAAGGACAAAGGGAAGCCAAAGAAAACAGGAGGGAAAAAAUGGGAAACCGAUGAAAAUGUGUGGACUCCAGAAGAGAAAAUCAAAUGCCCUCCCAUUGGGUUGGAAUCCCAUCGAAUUGAGGAUGACCAGAUCUUGUCUUCUUCCAUGCUACGGCAUGGUUUAGGAGCUCAGCGUGGACGUCUGAACAUGCAGGCUGGAUCCAAUGAGAAUGAUUACUUUGAUGGCGCAUGGUGCGCAGAGGAUGAAAGUAGCAUACAGUGGAUCCAGGUGGACACAAGACGAAUUACCAAGUUCACAGGAGUCAUCAUCCAAGGCCGGGAUUCUCUCCUCCAGGAGGACUUUGUCACCACUUUCUACGUUGGCUUCAGCAAUGAUAGCCAGAACUGGCUCAUGUACAGUAAUGGUUACGAAGAAAUGCUUUUUUAUGGAAAUGUUGACAAGGACACUCCUGUGAUGAGCGAAUUCCAAGAACCGAAGGUGGCUCGUUAUAUCCGGGUCUUUCCACUGACCUGGAACGGUAGCCUCUGUAUGAGACUGGAGGUUCUGGGCUGUCCCCUCUCCAGCAUCCACAGCUACUACAGUUUGCAAAAUGAAGUGAUGACAUCAGUGGACAACCUGGACUUUCGCCAUCACAACUACAAGGACAUGAGACAGCUUAUGAAGGUGGUGAAUGAAGAAUGUCCCACAAUCACCCGUAUCUACAAUAUUGGCAAAAGCUUUCGAGGACUUAAGAUCUACGCUAUGGAGAUAUCGGAUAAUCCAGGGGAGCAUGAACUGGGGGAGCCAGAAUUCCGCUACACUGCAGGCAUUCACGGCAACGAGGUGUUGGGUCGGGAGCUGCUGCUCAUGCUGAUGCAGUUUAUCUGCAAGGAGUUCAAGGACGGGAAUCCGCGCAUCCGGAACCUGGUGACAGAGACCCGCAUCCAUCUCGUCCCGUCACUCAAUCCCGAUGGCUAUGAGAUUGCCAGCCAAAUGGGCUCAGAACUGGGGAAUUGGGCUCUGGGACACUGGAAUGAAGAAGGCUUUGAUCUCUUUGAGAACUUCCCUGAUCUCAACAGCAUCCUCUGGGCUGCGGAAGAGAGAAAAUGGGUACCACACAGAGUCCCCAACCACCACAUGCCGAUUCCUGAUCACUACCUUGCAGAAGAUGCUGCAGUAAGUACACAGAUGGGGGAAGCCCUGAAUGAUUUCAGCUACCUACACUCCAACUGUCUGGAGCUCUCCAUCUACCCGGGGUGUGACAAAUUUCCCCAUGAAAGUGAACUACCACAGGAGUGGGAGAACAACAAGGAAUCCAUGCUGACUUUUAUGGAACAGGUACAUCGCGGUAUUAAGGGCACAGUGACAGAUCAACAAGGAGAUCCCAUCGCAAAUGUGUCCAUUUCUGUGAUGGGGAUCAAACAUGAUGUGCAUACAGCAAGUGGAGGAGAUUACUGGCGCAUCCUGAAUCCUGGCGAAUACCGCGUCACAGCCAAGGCUGAGGGCUACAAUCCAAAUGUCAAAACCUGCAGCGUCUUUUAUGACAUCGGAGCCACCCAGUGCAACUUCAUCUUGUCACGGUCCAACUGGAAACGCAUCCGAGAGAUCAUGGCCAUGAAUGGCAACCACCCUCUUGGGAGGCCCAUGCCGGGACGACCCAUGACCCCUAGGGAGCGCAUGCGCUGGAGGAUGAGGAUGCGCCAAAGAGCUCGCCUGCGCCAGAGGAUGCUCGAACGGCUGCGGAAAGCCAGCACAAACCUUCCCACCACCGUUCCUCCCAGUUCUGCGUUUCCCUUCUGGUUCAGCAGCACCACGCUCCCACCGUGGAGUCAAGAGCCUCCCAUAGCCGAGUCGGCCACUUCUUGGGAUGCCGAUGUCUACACCGAGACGGUGACGGAAUGGGAGACAGUAACGGAAGAAGUAACCGAGGUGGAGAUGACUGGCACUGCCUUUCCAAUGACCACAGCAGAGACGUACACAGUGAACUUUGGCGACUAGUACCAGUCUGUCAGCUUGUGAGGACUGCAGGCCAGGAACGCUCUAAAGACAUUCCUAAAGCCUACUCCGCCUCUUCUGGAGCAGGUAGUUGUAUCCGUUCACUGUAGUAGGUGGAGGCAUGUUCUCCUGGUUUUAGGACCCGCCAGGAACCCCCUUGCUUUAAACAGGCUCCAAGCGCCGUCACAUUUGCAUCAUUUAUUUUUCCCAACACAUACACACAUACAAACAACUUUUCUCUUUCUUCUUUGGAUAUAAAGGCUCAGCUUUCUUUUUAGGGUUGGCACACUAAACCUCUGCUGAAUGGGAAAUUGAGGUGAGCAAAUUGCACAUGUCAGACUGACUAUAGAAUAGGGAACAAGCUAAGAACAUAAUCUGGCUGAAUCUUUAACGUUCUAAUAUGUUAAUCUUUUUU